GAGAUUGUUUAUCAGUCAGAUUUAUCGAGUCUAUCAGUAAGUUAUCUAUCACAUUACUGAUUAUAAUACUAACUAAAAUCUACUUUACAACGAAAAAAAGACUAGAAUACAUGUGUGUUGACGCUUUCAAAGCUACACCCGUUCAUAAAGUCUAUUAUUUUCUUCUAAUAUGGUAAAACAAAAACGCGAAAGAAGUGUUAACUUUACACCACAUGAAACCAACCUUCUGAUAUCGUUGAUUGAGUCCAAAAAGCACACCAUAGAGAAUAAGAAAAGCGACGCUACAACUUGGGGGGAAAAGCAGAAAGCUUGGCGGGAAAUCGAGAAGGCAUAUAAUAGAGCUUCGGAUUGUAAUGUGUAUCGCGAUCAUAAGCAUUUGAAAUUGAAAUAUGAAGCGUUAAAGAGGGACGCGAAGAAGAAAAGUGUUGUUGGAGCUGAGAACUGUAAGACUGAGGGUGGAGAUAUGGUAUCUCCUCUUAGUCUAGUAGAGGAGAAAGAUAGAGAAAUGAUUAGUUUGCCUGUAGAAGUUAAUGUGAGUGAAUAUGAGUCUGACUCAGACUCGGUUUUGGCAAGCAAGGUGACAGAUAAAAAGCCAUAUGACAGGCUUAUUGAAGAAAAAUUGGAAAUAGUUGAAAUUAAAAGAAAAAUUGUAGCUGAAGAGCUGGCACAGAAACUUAUUCAUAGGAAAAUUUUGGAAAAUGAAUUGGAGCAUAAAACUGUUAUGCAUGAAUUGGAAAAGCAGCACCUUCUUCUUAAGAUUGAAAUAUUAAAAAGAGAGCUGAAUGAAAAGUGAAAA
Helicoverpa armigera (cotton bollworm) is the source of this 796-nucleotide messenger RNA. RefSeq lists its product as uncharacterized. The transcript is spliced from 2 exons. The record is from RefSeq and is a predicted model, not a curated record. The coding region runs from base 170 to 793 and encodes 207 amino acids. Lineage: Eukaryota; Metazoa; Arthropoda; Insecta; Lepidoptera; Noctuidae. Gene Ontology annotation, cellular component: nucleus.